This is a messenger RNA of Coregonus sp. 'balchen', 1229 nucleotides long. Lineage: Eukaryota; Metazoa; Chordata; Actinopteri; Salmoniformes; Salmonidae. The record is from the annotation of a GenBank genome assembly.
AUGGUGUUCUAUAUCUGCAAGUGUCAUUCUCAUAAUUGUCACUUUUUGGGGGGAGGAAGAUAACAAGUAAUGCAAUAGAGCGUUAAAUCUGCCUUGUCCUUGUGUUCCCUGUCAGUCUCAUGAGAGAGGGCUUCACCCCAAGGGAAACAUCAACUGUGCUGGGUAUAAAGUGCUGACCUCAAUGGAUCAGUACCUGGAGCUGCUCAACAACAGCCUGCCUGGUGAGAACAUGUUACAACUGAGAACCAGGGAAGGGGUGGGGGUGAGGCACAUGUUACGCAGGUUGACGUUUACUGUCAUGAAUCUUGUCCUGGAGGCAAAACUGAGCGAUUUCUGCUAGAUGGGCUAGCUGAAAAGUCAAAAAUUGCCUAUAUCAUGAAUUUUUUGUUGUUGCUUUUUGGUGUUAAUUUAGGGUUAGAAGUGUGGUUAGGUUUAAAUUCAGACUAAGUGGGUCAGUUGAACAGUGUUUCCUCCGACUCAUUUCUGCGGCUGGCUUCCAGGUUAAGCGGGCGGGUGUUAAGAAGCACGGUUAGGCGGGUCAUGUUUCGGAGGACUCAUGACUCGACCUUCGCCUCCCGACCCCGUUGGAGAGUUGCAGCGAUGAGACAUUGGGGAGAAAAAGGGGGUAAAAAAAUAAAUAUAAGACUUAGUGGUUGUGCCAGCUAGUGACCAACCUGCAUAUGUUAAGACUCUUCACCUAAAAUGUCAUAUGUAAUCAUUUUAAAGAGGAACGGAGACCUCUUAUUGGUCUCAUUAUGAAAAGCUCAGUGUUAUUUCAUGAAAUGUGGACAUGUUCCUGUUUCUUAAGGUCUGUUUUUGUGCUACGGCAUGGUUCAGAAAAUGUGCAGAAAGGGCUACUUCCCUACUGGUGCAGGACAGUGUUUGAUUGAUGCAGUGUUGUAUAGACUGUAUUUAGAUUUGUAUAAAUUAUUUUGUCUAUAUUCUGUCUGUUUAUUCGGUUUAUUUUAAAGCGUUGUCAACACCAUUUUACCCGGGUCAAAAUUCCUGUUACAUGUGAAUGUACUUGGUGCAUAAAGGUUAUUGUGAUUUGUGUUUCAGGUGUAAAUGCUAAAGUGGGUAACUCUCCCUUCCUGAAGUGUGCCACCCAGUUCCCUCUGAUCCUGUGGCACCCGUACGCCCGCCACUACUAUUUCUGUGUGGUGACGGAGAAAGAACAGCAGAAGUGGCAUGCAGUCUUUCAGGACUGUGUAAGACAUGCCAAUGAUGGU